GAAUUUUGAACUAAUCUUGAAUAUGCAUAUCAAAGAUAAAUAAUGAUUUCCCAUGACUUUCGGAAACAAUUUUUGUUUCUACACAUCAUUGGUACACUAAACACCGUAAUGUGUACCCCGAACAAAUGCUUCAAAGUGCACUUCUUGGGUAAUUGCAUGACCGUGUACAACUGAGGAGCCUGUGGUUCUAACUAGUAAAGCUCUCCGGACUGCCUAUACUCCCACCUCGGGAAAGUAAAAUUUCACUGCAUACGCAAUACUGAAACUUAAAUUACUGAUUUUCUACUUUUUACUACCGCUUUUCUUCCAGUGGGUUAACUGUGAUAUUCGAUUGAUAAAUAUGUCAAUUCUUGGAAAAUUCGCUGUGAUAAUGGCUGAUCCACCAUGGGAUAUACACAUGGAACUGCCAUAUGGAACAAUGUCAGAUGAUGAAAUGAGACGUUUAGAUAUACCUUGUUUACAAGAUGAUGGUUAUAUAUUCUUAUGGGUAACUGGAAG
Messenger RNA from Schistosoma turkestanicum, 498 nucleotides. Lineage: Eukaryota; Metazoa; Platyhelminthes; Trematoda; Strigeidida; Schistosomatidae. The record is from the annotation of a GenBank genome assembly.